Pipistrellus nathusii (Nathusius's pipistrelle) is the source of this 822-nucleotide messenger RNA. The record is from the annotation of a GenBank genome assembly. NCBI's taxonomy places the organism in Eukaryota, Metazoa, Chordata, Mammalia, Chiroptera, Vespertilionidae.
AUGGCGGCCAAGUUGAAGCCGCUGGAGGAGUCUGAGGAGGGCGAGGGAUAUGCUGGGCAGACCAAAUCUUUGAAGGCUGAGGACUUGCUGGCCAUGGUGAAAAAGCUGCAGAAAGAGGGAAGCCUGGAGCCACAGAUAGAAGAUCUGAUUAACCGGAUUAAUGACCUUCAGCAUGCAAAGAAGAAAUCCAAUGAGGAAUUGGGAGAGACCCAAGCUCUCUUGGAGACGCUGCAUAGGGAAUUGGACUCUUUGAAUGGAGAGAAAGUACACCUAGAGGAGGUCUUGAGAAAAAAGCAAGAAGCGCUGAGGAUCCUCCAGCUGCACUGCCACAGGAAGGAAAGCCAGGCACAGAGAAGCACACGUUGCAGGAGUUCAUGGAUCAAAUUUCCAUCCAUAACUCCGAUUGAAGAGAGUUGUAAACAGAGGGAGCUGGGGUCACACGUGCAAGAGCAGCUGGAGGACCUGAUGGGCCAGCACAAGGACCUCUGGGAAUUCCAGGUGCUGGAGCGGCGCCUGGCCUGCGAGAUCCGCGCGCUGCAGAGCAGCCAGGAGCAGCUGCUCACUGAAGAGAACUUAGCCAGAGCCAAGCUGCAGCGGGUGGAGCAGAGGCUGCGCUCCUCGCCUGCGGUGGACGGCGCCCUGGCAGUGACCGAAGCCGAAGAAGCGCUGAAGGCGGAGCUGGAGGAACCCGGCGGGCAAGUCCCCGCCCAGGCGCAGAGCCCCGAGGAGGACGACCGGGCCCAGAAAGCAGAGCCCGACCCGGAGCCCCCGUGCGCCCGCCGCGAGAAGGACCCGCAACCGCGGGUGGAGCUGGCCCUGUAA